AUGUCUCCGUCACAGUCUCAAGAUCAAUCGCAAUCGCAAUGCUCGACCUCGUCAAAAACCGGCACUCUCUACUUCGCCUACGGCUCCAACCUCUCGGCAUACCAGAUGUCUCUUCGACUCCAGCACUCGCCCGCGUCGAGCGAACCCGUCGCAAUCGCCCGGCUGGACUCGUAUGCCUGGAUAAUCUGCGAACGCGGGUACGCCAACGUGGUCGCACUGCCCAAAUCCAACACGGCGUCAUCGUCGCCGGACGACGAUGAGAAUACGGUCUGGGGCGUCCUGUAUAAUAUGGACCCGGUGGACGAGGCCCGGCUGGACAUGUACGAGGGCCACAAUCAUGCGAGAAACCCCAACCCAACGAUCAACCCGGACCCAGCGACGCAGAUGGUCAAGCGGUACUUGCAGGACGGGUGGGACUAUAACAAGCAUUACCUCCCCAUGACGGUGACGAAGUGGCUGAAAGAUCCGGCCGAGCUGGGCAUAGACGUGCCGUCGUCCUCAUCAUCUUCUCUACCAGCUACCAACAUGACGAACGGUGUCACAGAAUCGCACAACGAAACGACCGUCCGCGCGCUCGUCUACGUCGACGAAUUCCGCACGACGCCCGGAAAAAUCGUCCAGGAAUACAUCGGCCGGAUGAACAGAGCGAUCGAAGAGUCUGUCCAGCUGGGCAUCCCGCAGCGCUGGGUCGACGCGGUCAUGAGGAAGUUCAUCCCCCCGGGUAUCUAUGUCGAUGAGGAAGGCUACGUCGGCACGGAUGAGGGGUAUGUCGAGGCCGAGGCGACAGAGGCGGAGGAUCAUGUCAAGGAGAAUGAGCUUAAGGAUAGAGACAAGGAUUGGGACCGGGAAUUGGAUGUGCAGGGGGACGUGUGA
Messenger RNA from Fonsecaea monophora, 873 nucleotides. RefSeq lists its product as hypothetical. The transcript has a single exon. NCBI's taxonomy places the organism in Eukaryota, Fungi, Ascomycota, Eurotiomycetes, Chaetothyriales, Herpotrichiellaceae. Gene Ontology annotation, molecular function: gamma-glutamylcyclotransferase activity. The record is from RefSeq and is a predicted model, not a curated record. Bases 1 to 873 code for a protein of 290 amino acids.